CUACAAUCCCAGCAGUCCCAGUAGCUGCUCUCCUGUCGCUCCCCUCCUCGCACUGAGUGGAGCCUCUCAUUUCCUCCGCCAGAGAGCGCAUGCGCGCAGAGGACAGACGCUCUUUCUGUCCUCAUGACGCAGACAGCUGAGGAGCUCAGUUUCUAGAUCAAAAUGGCAGUGGAGAAGCGUCUUGCGUUCGCUAUUGUGCAGUUCUUACGAGAUCAAACUCACGUCAGUGCUUUGAAUUCAGACGAGCAGGAGAGCCUUGAGGUUGCAAUCCAGUGCUUGGAGACCACCUUCAAGAUCAGCUCCAGCGACUGCCACCUUGCUGUGUCCCAGCCGCUCAGAGAGAUAUUCCUCAACGCCCUCCUCAAGAACGACAACCUCACAGUACCAGAGAGCUCCCCGUCUCCUGAAGACAUUGAACGGGCAGAGCAACUUAAAAAUGAAGGGAACAAUCACAUGAAGGAGGAGAACUACAGAUGUGCCGUUGAAUGCUACACAAAGGCCAUAGAUCUGGACCUGAGAAAUGCUGUAUACUAUUGCAACAGAGCCGCGGCUCAUAGCAAACUGGGCAAUUACACUGAAGCUACUGGUGACUGUGAGAGAGCGAUUGGGAUAGAUCCUACCUACAGCAAAGCUUAUGGGAGGAUGGGUUUGGCUUUAACCUCUAUGAACAAGUAUCCAGAGGCGAUUAGAUACUUCAAAAAAGCCCUGGUUCUGGAUCCGGACAACGACACUUAUAAAUCCAACCUGAAGAUUGCAGAACAGAAGCAUAAAGAAGCCUCCAGCCCAAUUGCUGCUGGAUUGGGGUUUGACAUGGCUAGUUUAAUCAACAAUCCUGCCUUCAUCAGCAUGGCUGCCAGCGUGAUGCAGAACCAACAAGUCCAACAGCUCAUGUCAGGGAUGAUGUCGAAUGCAGUGAGAGGUCCUGCAGCAGGGGUGGGAGGACUGUCAGACAUUUCCAGCUUGAUUGAGGCAGGCCAACAGUUUGCCCAACAAAUUCAGCAGCAGAACCCGGAGCUCAUCGAGCAGCUAAGGAACCACAUCAGGAGCCGUUCCUUCAGCGGCAGCGCCGAGGAGCACUCAUGAUUUAUUCUGACACACUCCGUUUGCUUCUGAGGAAGAGCAAGCAUAUGGCGCGAAAACAAUCUCUACACCCAUUUCUUUGAGUCAAAAAUCCCCGGCAUAGGUGGAAAAAAAGAGACGAGGAUGGGGUGGAAGGCACUUUACUGAGACUUUAAAGAGAGGAGAAGCUGGAGACUAAACUAUUAAACAAAAAUAUCCCACAAAAGAAUGACAAUACUGUAGAUCCCUGGUGAUACACAGGAGCAUAGAUGUCCAUCAGUCCACCAACAGAAUAUAAAGUGAAUAUUUUCUCCAAAGCUUGUAACAUUUGGUGGAGAUCAUGUGUUGGAUGUGCUGAAGUUCCUGCCUUCUUCAUGUUCUGCGCUGAGAAUCCAUCUCUCUAUUCAUGACACAGAAAGAGUGAAGGAAGAAUGUACUUUAACAGCAUAGAAGGUAACAUUGCAGCUCCUUUUCAUACAGAUACAGCAGCUUUAGUUUGUUAAUAAUCUUUAAUAUUAUUUUUGUAAUCAGGAUAAACUUUUAACACCAUAUUAGCUUUAUUUAAGUAAAAACAAAAAAACAUCCAGCCCUUGAAUAUAUUGGAGUCAUCACAGCUGUUUUCUUCUAACAAUCUUAUCAUUGUAUUAGCAGUGUUUGCAGCCUGUUCAGUUGGUGACCAACAACAUAUUCCUACUGUUCGUUUCUGCAUGCUCUUAAAUCUGGUGUUUCAAAUCAGAUGCUUUAUGGAAACUAAUAUAAAUGCUAAGGCAGCACUUUUGUUUUGUCUUGGUGAAUAAAUAAUUAAUGUCUUAAAACUGAA
Molecule: messenger RNA, 1879 nt
Organism: Cyprinodon tularosa
Lineage: Eukaryota; Metazoa; Chordata; Actinopteri; Cyprinodontiformes; Cyprinodontidae
Gene: sgtb
Product: small glutamine-rich tetratricopeptide repeat (TPR)-containing, beta
Exons: 12
Coding region: 163-1083 (306 amino acids)
Biological process (GO): post-translational protein targeting to endoplasmic reticulum membrane
Cellular component (GO): membrane; TRC complex
Molecular function (GO): protein binding; molecular adaptor activity
Source: RefSeq, a predicted model, not a curated record